Molecule: messenger RNA, 621 nt
Organism: Laccaria bicolor S238N-H82
Lineage: Eukaryota; Fungi; Basidiomycota; Agaricomycetes; Agaricales; Hydnangiaceae
Exons: 3
Coding region: 1-621 (206 amino acids)
Source: RefSeq, a predicted model, not a curated record
AUGAUGAAAUGUCAAGAGAAGCUUUCCAAGCGACUUGAAGAGUUCUCCGAGGCCGGUCAAGGCCAUUUUCCCAACUUGGAAAUUAAGGAAGCAACUAUUCAUGAUCCACCGCUCUCGGAGGAGAUCGUGGAUGACGAUGACUGGAGCGAUUGUGAUGGAGAGGAGAUCCCGGUACCCAUACCCAGUUUGCCUGAUCGGGGGUAUGGAUCAGCUGAACAUCAACAAAUCCUCUUACCAUCCUCAUUCCAAUCGGCCCUUCUGCCUACAUCACUGGGAGAAGCCCAGUGCAUAGAGAUAGAAUUGAGAGUGGCCCAGGCAAAUAACACUCUCAAAUGUUUACGGGAAGCCAUCGGUUACAAGUCAUUCCUUUACCGCAGGAGACUCAAUGCUCCUCAGGGCACUCGUGACCGAUACAAGCUGAUAGGGAAAAAAGAUACAAGGGCACUAACUAUGGUAUACGAUGGCAACGCCCAGGGUCAAAGAAAUAUUGCUUUGCCAUGGUUCUGGAAUAUGGCCAUGGCUGAUGAUUCGUUGGGUUCAACUUACAUGGAACAAGUAUAUCGGGUGAAUUGGCUUAGAGCAAAAGCUCGGUAUGACCGAUGUCGGAAGAGCAUACCUUGA